Messenger RNA from Giardia duodenalis, 2022 nucleotides. RefSeq lists its product as uncharacterized. The transcript has a single exon. The record is from RefSeq and is a predicted model, not a curated record. NCBI's taxonomy places the organism in Eukaryota, Fornicata, Diplomonadida, Hexamitidae. The coding region runs from base 1 to 2022 and encodes 673 amino acids.
AUGGGUGGCUUUUGGCAAGGCGUCUGGAGGCGCCAUUUUUAUCCCCAUAUUGUUGAUAUGGAUAGCGGGGUUAGCCGCAUGUCGUCCUUAGAUUUUCUCAGGGGGGUAGGGAUUCUCGGUAUGACGUUGGUCCACAGUCUUUUUAAUGCAGUGCAGUUAGACUACUUGUUAACCUUUGACCGCUGGUACAAAUAUGUACUCGCCAUCUUUGUGGGUCCGAUCUUGAUCUUUGCACCCUUCCGCGGAGUCUUUGCCAUUAUCUCUGGAACCGCCUACGCUUUCCUGACUGGUCAGACAAUGGUUUCUCUUCGCGAAUCCAAGAAGUCAUUCGUCUCGUGGUAUUUCAUAGGAAUUCUAAAAAGCGUCCUUUCCUUCUUCAUUCUUUGGCUUCUGGCCAUUAUUUAUCUCUAUUCUAUAGAACUAUGGCAAAUUCGUAUACCCAAUAAACAACCGGUAAUCUAUGAACCAAUCUGGAGGGUCGCCACUGUUUAUGCUUCUCCUUUAUCAUACUUUAGUAUUAGUUCCAUUAUAGAUUCUAUUAUUUUUCCUCCCAUAUUCCUCUUGUUUCUUGUAAUAUUUUCUAGACGCUUUCCCUCAACGACUUACAGUCCAAUCUUCAAGGCACCCAGUGUUGAUGACCUACAUCCUAACACUUCUGCUCCUCCCUCAGCUUCACUAAAGCAAAAAGCAACGACCAUGUCUCUUACAAGAUUUCAACCUUCUGCUUUUACCAUGGAAAAGCUCGACGCGACAGUCCCAGAGCAAACAGACAUCAGUGUUAAUGAUUCGGAGAGUCGAUCCACCGUCCCCGCCACAGCUACUCUGGAUGCAGAGGCUUCCCCAGGCGAGCAGACUGCCCGCAACAGCAUCGACAUACCCACAGCCAUCGCUCUACCCACACCUGCACCGAUUUCAGCUUAUUCGGCCACAGGUUACAUUGCGACCUCCUUGACGACUGCUGGGGUUAUUUUCCUUCUGUCUUACUGUAUUAUGAUACCAACGCCUUAUAUCGUUAGCGCUCUGAGCCGCCCCCUCAAUCUUGACCCCAAGCAGUUCUGCUUCCUACCUGACGGUUUUAGGGUUGACACAUUGAAAUCUCAGUCAGAAUACAUUAAGAUAUACUUCUUAGUCUCCUUGGGAGCUAACUACUACCCAGUUUUCCCAUAUUAUUGUGCAACAAUGAUGGGUUUUGUCCUCGGCCUCUGCCUCUUGUCCGCAUACUAUAGCAAAAAGGAGUACAAUCAAUAUCAGAUCAAUUCAUUUAAUAAAGAGCGGCAGAAUGUUGCCCUCCUGCGGCCAGAUGCCGCUACGAUGCCUGCACAAGGCGAUGAGCACACUCUCCACAGAUCCAAGCGGUAUAGCGACUUCCCUACCGCAGAUCCUAAGUUUGCACGCAUAAUAUAUGGCGUCAUGUGCGGCUUUGCAAGCGUCAUGAUCUGUUCUGGCUUUAUCGGAAUCGGGGUCAAGGGGACCUUCUUCGCCGGAAUCAACGGAGGCCUAGACCUCUCUGGUUACUGUAUGCCUCGCGAGGAAGGGAUGGCUGUUUUUGGAAUAGGAAUGCUGCUGAUAAUUGCAUUUGUAGCGCUCUUCGAAGGGAGCACCGUGAGAAACUGUUGCAAACACCUCCAACGAGCUUCAUAUAUCCUUCGCUUUAGUACUGUCUCUCUGACAAUAUUUACCUGUCAAAUAUGGAUUGACUUAAUGGGAAAGUUCAUUCUUUCGCGAUACUUCCCUAAGAUACUCAAUAAGAGCGAGGAGAACGUGUUUGUGAUCAUCCUGAUUAUACCAGUGACAAUCUUGACGUACUGGGUAUUUACAACGAUAUCCGACUCCAUUGACAAUAUGUGGACGCUUGACUGGAUGAUAUCGCGCAUAGGAGGGCUUGUAACUGGCCGGUACGGAAAGCAGAAGCCCCUGGUUGAAUACCACAGACGCGUCCGCCCCAUGUGUCUCCUUGCACGGGCUCCUCGCAAGGAAGCAGAUUUUGAUCUUGUUCCCGUUUACAAGGUAGCAAACUUUUGA